AUGUUCGAGGCCUUGCAGAGCUCCGGCUUCGCCUUGCAGUUUGCCUCCCAGGCGUUGCGCUGUGACCGAGAGGUAGUGCUGGAGGCAGCUCGCAAGGAUGGCUGCUCCAUCCGGCAUGCCUUCUACCAAGCCUUCAGGGAGGACCUCGAGAUAGUCAAAGAGGCAGUUGCCAACGACUGGCGGGCGUUGCAGUACGCGUCCUCCGAGCUCACUCAAAACAAAGAGCUGGCACUCUUUGCCAUCAAGCAGAGCUGGGAAGCUGUGCAGUUCAUCGACGAGGAGUUGCAAGGAGACUAUGAGGUGAUGGAAGCCGCCGUCUCACAGCAUGGAGAGGCACUCCGCUACGCCAGCGAGACGCUGCGCGCGAACCAAGUGCUGGCCGUGCGCUCGUUCUGA
This is a messenger RNA of Symbiodinium natans, 396 nucleotides long. The record is from the annotation of a GenBank genome assembly. NCBI's taxonomy places the organism in Eukaryota, Dinophyceae, Suessiales, Symbiodiniaceae.